Messenger RNA from Drosophila santomea, 977 nucleotides. Its product is annotated as SOSS complex subunit B homolog. The record is from RefSeq and is a predicted model, not a curated record. The transcript is spliced from 2 exons. The coding region runs from base 99 to 713 and encodes 204 amino acids. Gene Ontology annotation, cellular component: SOSS complex. Gene Ontology annotation, molecular function: DNA binding. Gene Ontology annotation, biological process: mitotic cell cycle checkpoint signaling; response to ionizing radiation; double-strand break repair via homologous recombination. NCBI's taxonomy places the organism in Eukaryota, Metazoa, Arthropoda, Insecta, Diptera, Drosophilidae.
GGUCACACUAAAGCCGCUUCAACGUCUGGCAACGCUGCUCAACGCCAAAACAAAACAAAUAAUUUUUGCACUUUCGAAAAUCAUUCAUUCAUUUUGCAAUGUACAACGUGGAAUGCAUUCCCAUCAAGGACAUAAAGCCGGGUCUGAAGAACAUCAAUGUUAUCUUCAUUGUCCUAGAAGUGGGCGUGGCCACCGUUACAAAGGAAAACCGCGAAGUGCGGAACUUCAAGGUGGGCGAUCCCACGGCCUGCAUCAAUGUCUCAAUUUGGGACGAGCCGGGCAAACUGAUAGCACCGGGCGAUAUAGUGAGACUGACUAAGGGCUACGCCUCCAUCUGGAGGCACUGCUUGACCCUUUACUCCGGAAAGAACGGCGAGGUGUUCAAGAUCGGCGAGUACUGCAUGGUCUUCAACGAGAGCGUAAACAUGAGCGAGCCGAAGCGGGCGGAACAGCAGGCGGUGACCAAUCCCGCUGCUCCUCCGGCGGGACUGCCGGCCGGUGGUGGUGCUCCUGGCUUGCCCGCCAAGGGUGGUGCCACUGGCAUUCCACAGCCUGCGGUGGCUGCAGCAGCAGGUGCUCCCGCCACCCAAAGCGCCGUGACCACUGCUCCUGCUGCGGCCGCAGCAAGCGCACCCCAAACGACAACGAAACCGGGCACCCGUGGCGGCCGUGGAGGUGGAGGACGAGGUGGACUUAAAGGGGAGCGGCGAUGAAGGGUCUUGAGGCGUGGAAUAGGACCAGGAACUAAGCGAACAAGAACCAAGCACUAACUGUAUUGCAUAGCUUAAUAAGACAUGUUUACACAUCCCAAAAGAUCAACGUUGUUCGGACUUGGAUUUGGUAUGUUUUAUAGACUUUGGGCGUUAUUAUUUACGUAAAAAGUCUGCAUUUAUGAGCAUCAGAUUUACCAUUUAUUUAUACUAUAUGUAUUUCAAAUUCAAUUGUAUUUUUUAUUAGUAAACUUCUAAAAUUUCAAA